AGUGACUUUUAUUUAAAAUAUCUCCUGUAAAUGGCGCACUGAUCAAGUUAAACCCGAUGGAGAUUUACACGUAUUGUGUAUAGUGUAUGAUUUGUUCUUCACGCACACAAUAACAGCACGAUAGAGAAACAGCCAUAACGUGUGCAAGUCACAAAUCCGCCUCUUUUAACCUUUUCAUCAUUUCUUAAAAUCUCGAAUGUUAGCAUCGAUGAAUUUGGGUUCUUUUGUUUCUCCUUUUUUUCCCUGAUUCCUUAUUCUUUCUUAUUCUAAUUCUGAUUCUUUUCUUUUGGCCGCAUGGUAAAGGUCCUGACAAAAGAACGAGCAAAAAGCAACAGCUGGUGCUUUGCUCAUUUUAUUUACUGUGCCAUGCGAGUUUAUUUCGCAACGGAUGAAGGUUUUGCCUGCCAGGACAUAAUUCCUUUGUGUGAAUCACAAGAUAUCUGAAGAGAUUUAACGUGUAAAUACCUUCUGGUGACAAGCCCUAACUCUUUUGUGUAGUACAAUCAUGAAACUAGCUGAGGAUCCCUUUUUUUGGAAGUUUGCCUGAAAUCAGACUGCCAAUCUGUUUUGGAAUAGGAUUUGCACAUCUGGGUCUUCCAAGAAUUGCAUUACAUGAGAGCGCUUUGCAGCACCUCUGGCCUCUGUACAUAUUUUGUGAAGGUGUUGAGUAAGGAUUGUCAUUGCCAUGCCGACACACCCAUUGAUUCCACAUGUGGAGAGUCCUGACGGGCUGGGCCAUGAUAUCCUCAACCACAGCAGUGCCACUAUGCCCAGCUCUGGCUCCAGCUCCAGUAUAACAGCCCACAUGACCCUGGCUGAGAAGGUUGAAAUGCAGCUGGUGGUGCCGGUGCCAGGCAGCUCACCUCUGGCCUGCAUGUUCUGCGAGGAGACGUUCGAGCACGAGGAUGAGCUCGGGCCACAUCUUCACUCCCAGCACCCCACCACAUUUCACGCUCCUGCCGUACUUCGCGUGGAGGCAGAGUUCUUAACACCCAGUGAAAGGAUUCGCUCCAAAGCAUGCCAGAAUGAGCCGAAUGAGGAGCUAAGCUGUGAUGUGUGUGGCCAAGCCACCGAAAAUAUCAAUGCACUCGAGGCUCACAUGCGGAAACACAAGGACUCCUUCAUUUACUCCUGUGGCCUGUGUGGUAGGCGCUUCAAGGAACCCUGGUUCCUCAAGAAUCACAUGAGGACCCAUGGCAAAUCCAAAUCCACCAAGGGCCAGGACGCAGAGGUGCCGGUCACCAUCAACGGCGUCGUCCAAGAUCGACCAGCAUCGCCUGUGAUAACAACUUACAAAAUGUGCAUGGUCUGUGGGUUUUUCUUCCUCAACAAGGAUGUGCUUGCAGAGCACAGCAAAGUGCAUAACCGAGAGCCAGAAGCAGAGGAAGUGUGCGAUAAAAGCCAGCUGAAUCCAGAGGUGCCUGUCUCUCAGGAAUGCUUUCUUCAGUACUUCAAUUUGCAGAGAACUUCUGAAGACUCUGAGCAAAAAUGCCAACCUGGCCGUUGGAUUUCACAACUGGACCCGUUCAAUACUUACCAGGCAUGGCAAUUGGCGACCAAAGGCAAGAUUGCCGCAGGUCCUAACCUGAGCAAAGAGCUCAAUCCUGACUCCAAUUCUGACAAUGAAGAGUCCGGUUCAGAUAAAGAGGAGCUAGGUUCUAUUUGGGACUCUAGCGGUGGAGAUAAACUGGUAAGGCGAGGCCUGAGGAAUGAGCUGAAGGCCAAACUCGGAGGUGGCGAUCUGGCAGAGCAGAAGAGUCUGAGUCUGCGCAAAGAUAAGCCCACAGACUGCGAGGAGUGUGGCAAAACAUUCAGAACCUACCAUCAGCUGGUUCUGCACUCUAGAGUUCACAAGAGAGAGAGAGGAGGAGCAGAGAGCCCCACCACACCAGUAGAAGGGAGGACACCGAGUGUCAGCUCUGCCGGGAGUCCGUCACUGGAUCGAGCGGAAGAUGGCUCUGAGGACGGCUAUGAAGAAGGGGUGCAUGUUGAACCUUUUCAGUCAGAUAAAAUUGAAGAAGGCUCACACAAAAUGAAACUAAAAAUCCUUGCGCCAAGGAAGUGUUGUUACUGUGGCAAGACCUUCCGCUCCAACUAUUACCUCAAUAUUCAUCUCAGGACACACACAGGUGAAAAACCUUACAAGUGUGAAUACUGUGAUUAUGCUGCAGCUCAGAAGACCUCUCUGAGGUAUCACCUGGACCGACGUCACAAAGACAAGCCUUUUACUGAGAUCCCCAACAUUCCAGUGACUGCACCUGCUGCUAACGGCACCAAAGGUCACGAGUCUCCUAACAUGGAUGACAAGCCGGCCUCCAAGCCAGCUAAACAAUGGCCUGCCCCCAGUGUUGUGUGCACAAGCGCCAAACAUGAAGCAGUACCCAGGCGAGCAGCUAUUCCCAUCUCUAGCCCGGUCACGUGCAUCAAAGAGGAGUGUGGCAACAUGGCUGCCACGACUCCUUACACUCCUCCCAAUGAGCCGCACUCGAACGCCGCUUUCCCAAUCAACCUGAAGGCAGAGGAGAAAGAAGCCUCUGAGGCACCAAUAAACCUCUCCCUCAAAGCAUCUCUGUCUUUAUCUGCUACCUCUAUACCUAGAAAUAUGUUACUGACCAACACCUGCACUUCCUGUCCAUAUGAAACCCUCUAUCCUGAAGUCUUGCUCAUGCACAGGAAGCUUUUACAUAAGAAGUCUGAUGCCAAAAAGAAUUCGUACCGGCCCCCGCUGAAGCUCAAGCGCUAUACCGGGUGUCCCCCAGCACUCGAAGGAAAAGACGUGGCCCCGUUAGCCAACAUCGACCGAAAGCAUCCUCGCCGGACCAAAUCCCCAACACCGCAACCUGGAAAAUCUUCCAGACCAACUCCGAACACGCACAGGUCUGUACCCGGGAUUGGUGCAAAGAAAGCAGAGAUUUCAAAAGUGUCCCCUGCAAAAGAGACCUGGACAGAGAAGCAGAAGGCAAGCCAGAGGUUCAGGUCUGUUGAAUCUGUUAUAAGCGUCCAAACCAGGUUUCCAGAAUCAUCGGCUGAACCCAACCGGAAACAGGCGGUCUCGCAGAAACCUGCUCCUGUUACAAAUGGAGUCCUGUGGCCCUCAGAAUCAAACCGGCUGUGCCUGUCCGAUCGAUUCAGGAACCUGACGCAAACAGACUUUGGUGAACCCUCCAGCAAGAGACAGAGACCUUCCGAGCCUCUGCAGGGUACAGGGCGAAUCGCAGAGCUGUCCUCGGACAGGAACAUGAAAAACUACCUGCCCUUGUCUUCUGCUCGUGUGGCACCCUCAGGUUCAGGGAGUAGUAUGGACGCUGACUGGAAUGUAAUCAACCUGCUGCGUACGUACACGCCCAACGAACUGGCAUCGCUGUACCAACCUGCUAUCCCAGGCUCCAGCCAUGCUGUAACUGGAAAUUCACCCACCGCUGGGAGCCGGGCUCGGCCCUUCUCACGUUACCCCGGAAACAUCUUUCAGCGGAGAAGCCACCCCAACCCACCUGACACCACCUCUUAGAACAUGGUUUGAACUAUUUGGAGGAUCCAUGACUGGAAAGAAAAGUUUACUCCUGACACUACUUCUAGAGCCAGACACGCGACCAAGAUGUGAUAUUAAUGCUGCGUGGGGGUUUCGUCUCUUUAUCUCGACCUUGGUUACGAAGCAGAAUGAACUCAGAACUGGGCCUUGAACAGUGUUACACAUCAUAACGUUCCAGUAUAUCAACAGCGUACCGAUGCGGUGUUGCACUUAACGCAAAACACAACAUAUCAUGCACUCCUAUUCACUGUAAGUUUGACAUGUUCCUAAAUCGAAUGCUUCUGGGGCACAGCUUUGGUUUGCCCCACAAUAUUACAUCGAAUAAGUGCCUCUUCUACUUGAUCUAAAUGCUGUUACACAAAGGUAAGAUAGACCAAAUAAACUUGACCCACGUUUGCUUCAGAGAUAUGAACUAUUUUGUAAAUGUUACGACAUUUCUAUUAAGGCUGUGCUGAAAAAGGGUUGACUUUAUGCCAUGCAGCUUUUGGCGGUUUUUGAUAUUGCAAUUUAAAAACGUUUCAGUUUCCCCCAUUUGUGAAAAAUGAAAGCUGCUGUUUUUUUUUUUUUCCUCUUUGGUGUUAAUUUUCUGUCUAAAAACUGAGACACACAAAAUAACGGUGACGUACUAUGUACUUUCUUUGUAUGGGGACUUUGCUCCGAGUCUCUCACUGUGACGCACGGACACGGCAUCCUCAGGUCUGAUGGACGACAGAACUGUGAUCGAACUCUCUGUGAGGGAUUCCCAUGGGUUGAAGUUAGAUUUUCACACACUUUUGAUUUAUUUCCUAUCUUUUUUUUUUGGUCAAGGAUAUAUAUUUAUUUUUCUUGCGAAUGUCCAGCUCUGGUUUGUAGUCAUUUGUGUGUGGAAAAGAUAGCUGAUGCGAUUACGGCAUUUGUUUCGCAACUUCGUUCUCAGAGCCUGCCAUUGCAGCUUAUUUACUGUGACCAACUUGUUAUGCUCUGCUUUUCUAAAACUACCUUAUUCACCUACCCUACAGUUACGUCAUUUCCUAGUGCAGGAAUGUUAAUUUAUUUGCUGAUAUUUAGUGACCAUUUGAUAAACUUGAAAUCUUUUUUUUUUCUUUUUUCUUUUUCCCCUACCAGUCUGUUAAACUGGGAGAAAAGCCUGCUGUCGAUGGUUAACACGCUGUCCGCUAACGUGUGGCUCAAAUUGAGUAAUAUUUGUCCGUGUAAAUCGAGUGUUUGUUUAACCUCUGUUGUCUUUCAGUAUUGGAUUUUCUCAGUGUUUAAUGUGUUUUUUUUUUUUUGCUUAGCUAAGAUGGAUACAUCAUUGAUUAUUCGCCAUAUGUAAAUAUGUGUGUUUGUCAGUUAUCAGUUCUCCAUUGGUAUUUUUAUUCUUCUGCACUUUCACUACUAAUAUAUAUAAAUAUAUAUUGUUUCGUACGAUCAGUUGGAGCUCUCUUCCUGUUCUGGGAACACUGUGCACUGAGCAGAGCAGUGUAAAUGCAAUAAACUCCCCAGAAUUUCUACAGACUACAGUUAUACAGGAAAACAUACACGCUGCGAACAAAACAGCAAGGAUUUCAGCUCUGUCAUUCAGUAUGUACGUGCUAAUCUUUCCCGUUCUUCUAUACCUUUUGUAUCCACUCUCUCAUGAGACUUACGAGUGUAUUUCCGACUGUUCAGUCGCAGAAUAAAGCAAUAUGUGUGCGCUAACGGACAUGUCCGAUUUACCCUUUCAUUUCCACGGUGAAAAAAAUGACCCUUUCUUGCACAGUAUUGUGCACUGUGUAUUGUAUAAAUGCCAUUUUCUUGGAUCGCAGUACAACAGGUUGCUCGGGAUAAUAAUGUUCGUCUCCUUCCAGAUCUUAAAUAUUACAGUAGGAGGAUCAGCUACUAUAAGUCGCCCCUUGGUGUGAAUGAGAGGGUGAAAGUGUGGGCAUGCUGCCCCUUCCCAGCUUGUGUCCAGUGUUUUGGUGGAAUUGGUUCCAGUUCAAACACAUUAUGGAUUAACCUGACCACAGGUCAAGAUGAUACAGAUGAUAAAUCUUUAGUUUCCUUUUAGUAUUUAGUUACAUACUUGCUGUUUAGAUAUUGAAGAUGAUUUUCUUUAUCAUAACACAAAGGAUUUCUUUUUUCUUUGUCUCUUCUACCUAGAAAAACCAAAGCUUGUUUUUAAAUACAGUUACAGGAAAUCUGAAUUCCACUUUAAAGACUAGUUGCAUGUCACAGCAGUGAAAAUCUGUAGGAUGUUGUGCAGAAGGUCAGGUUCAAGCCCCAGCACUGCCAAGCUGCUACCUUUAGCCCCUUCAGCAGGGCCAUUAACUCUCUCUGCUCUCUGCUGUAUCGCAUCUGACCUCAACUUUCUCACAAGCUGGGAUAUGUCCAGAAAUUCAUCUCAAUUUGCUGUAAUUUAUCUGACUAAAUGGAAAUGUUUUUAUUUCCCUUUAUAUAUUAUUUCUUAUAAUUAUCUGACGUUUGUGGAAGCCUAUUGGUCUACAAUGUUAUGAGUUCAAAUCCCAGGUCCACCAACCUGUUUCAAUUGCUCAGCUGUAUUAAAAUGAGAAGUGUCAGUUGCUCUGGACGAGGUUGUCUGCCAAAUGCAGAAAUGUAAAUUUCCCUUAACAAAUAAAAAUAGAUUUUAUUCGUCUCA
This is a messenger RNA of Tachysurus fulvidraco (yellow catfish), 6143 nucleotides long. It is a transcript of the gene znf217, whose product is annotated as zinc finger protein 217. The coding region runs from base 686 to 3508 and encodes 940 amino acids. The record is from RefSeq and is a predicted model, not a curated record. Gene Ontology annotation, biological process: regulation of DNA-templated transcription. Gene Ontology annotation, molecular function: RNA polymerase II cis-regulatory region sequence-specific DNA binding; DNA-binding transcription factor activity, RNA polymerase II-specific. The transcript is spliced from 7 exons. Lineage: Eukaryota; Metazoa; Chordata; Actinopteri; Siluriformes; Bagridae. Gene Ontology annotation, cellular component: nucleus.